Monopterus albus (swamp eel) is the source of this 2881-nucleotide messenger RNA. Its product is annotated as amine oxidase [flavin-containing]-like. The transcript is spliced from 11 exons. Gene Ontology annotation, cellular component: mitochondrion. Lineage: Eukaryota; Metazoa; Chordata; Actinopteri; Synbranchiformes; Synbranchidae. The record is from RefSeq and is a predicted model, not a curated record. Gene Ontology annotation, molecular function: primary methylamine oxidase activity; flavin adenine dinucleotide binding. The coding region runs from base 1 to 1113 and encodes 370 amino acids.
AUGAUGCAGUGUGAGGGAAUCAGGACUGUCCGUCACUUCGCCACACUGUUCGUCAACGUGAAUGUGACUUCUGAACCUCACGAGGUGUCGGCUCUCUGGUUCCUCUGGUAUGUGAAACAGUGCGGAGGAACCAUGAGGAUCUUCUCCACCACUAAUGGAGGCCAGGAGCGGAAGUUUGUUGGUGGCUCCAGUCAGAUCAGUGAGCGCAUGGCCCAAGAGCUGGGCGACCGGGUGAAGCUGCAGUCCCCAGUCUGCAGGAUUGACCAGACCGGAGACAUGGUGGCGGUGCAGACGGUGGACCAGCAGACCUACAUGGCCAAGUACGUGAUCGUGGCCACCCCUCCUGGUCUGAAUCUGAAGAUGCACUUUAACCCUGAGCUGCCCCCACUGAGGAACCAGCUGAUCCACCGCGUCCCCAUGGGCUCCGUCAUCAAGUGCAUGGUCUACUACAAAGAGAACUUCUGGAGGAAAAAGGGUUACUGUGGCAGUAUGGUGAUUGAGGACGAUGGCUCUCCCAUUGGCCUGACGCUGGACGACACAAAGCCUGAUGGGACCGUACCUGCUAUUAUGGGAUUCAUCCUCGCCCACAAGUGCAGAAAACUGUCAGAGCUGACCAGAGAAGAGCGGCUGAGGAGGAUCUGUGAAAUCUACUCCAGAGUGCUGGGCUCAGAGGAGGCGCUGCACCCGGUGCACUACGAGGAGAAGAACUGGUGUGAAGAGGAAUACUCUGGGGGCUGCUACACCGUCUACUUCCCCCCGGGAAUCCUUACCCAGUUUGGCAAGGUGCUGAGGGAGCCGGUUGGCAGAUUGUACUUUGCAGGCACAGAGACGGCCACAGAAUGGAGCGGCUACAUGGAGGGGGCAGUGCAAGCUGGAGAGAGAGCUGCCAGAGAGGUCAUGUGUGCGAUGGGUAAAAUCUCCCACAGUCAGAUCUGGCAGUCGGAGCCCCAGUGUAUGGAGGUCCCAGCAGUCCCGUUUGUCACUACCUUCUGGGAGAGGAACCUGCCUUCAGUCGGUGGUCUCCUCAAGUUCAUGGGCAUCUCCACCCUCCUGUCUGUCAUGACUGCAGCCGGCCUGGUGGCCUACAAGAAGGGCCUCCUGCCCCGGAGUUAAACUGCCCACACCUGUCGUCUCACUCCUCUGCAUUUUGAAGGCACAUGUCUCCAUAGACUCUGUACUCAUGUUUCUAGUGCACUACUUUAUGGUCCAAACCACAAAGUAGUGCACUGUGUUCUGUAGAGUAUCGGAUGUUUUUCUGAGAAGUGCCCUGCUGUAAGAAAGACUGUUCAGCUCAUGCAAAACACUAAUGCACCUCCACUCCAUGCAGUCGAUUCACAGAAGCAGGAGUGAGACAAAUGGUGACAGGCUGAUUAACGACAAGUUCAGCCUAAAUCUACAAUAAAUCUGACAAGUGAAGAAAAAGAUCAGUUUCUAAAAGGAAAAAUAUGAUUAAUAUUCCACGCACUGCCAAUGACUUUCACAUUCUUGAUUACGUGUGUUUAUUAACUCACCACGUUUAGUGUGUGUAUGUGCACAAGCUUUGGUGAGCAUGUGUAUGUGAGUUCCUCCGUCGUGUACAAACUGUGUGUGUGUGUGUGUGUGUGUGUGUGUGUGUCCACUGUGUCUAAUUACCUGGUUUUAGGUGCUGAUUUGUCCUGGCCAAGCAACUGUGGCUGUUUGAGACCCUGUGACCUCAGAGUGGGACAAAGUCAUGUCGUUGCCCAUUACAAACUCACAGCAGAGGUUAAAGGAGAAGCUGGGUUACUUUUUUUGUCAAAUAAUCUCGUGAAAAGACAAAACUACAAUUGAAAUUGGUUCCUCUGUUCAUGUCCUGCAGCUCUGUGUUCAUUAGGGCGCCCAGUGUGUUACUCUGCUGCAUAACCAGCUACACUGGCUGAUUGUUUUAAGGUGUGUUCAGACUGAAUGCAGAGCACAUUUGAGCAGUCUGUCUCCCCCCAACAACAAGUGUAGCUAGUAACAUAUUUACAAGCUUUAUAUGAACAUUCACACUCUUGACUGAUCUCCAAACAUUUUUCUUUAGUUUCUCUACUUAAGUGGAAUCAUGCAGCCUCAGGUUAAGCAAAGAUCUUUAAUUGAAGCUGAAAAAUUUCUACUUGACAGUUUUAUUUAUAAAUCUAAGAAUUAUAUAUUUGCCUCAAGAACUUGCAACAUAGAACAAAACCGUGGUUAAUUGUUUUAAAGUCACACCACCAUCCUUGUGCGAAUGUAAUUUCUGUGUUAUGAUAACCAGGUUUUUGACAUCUUAAUUUGUAUCAUUUUGAUUAACACCAGGGGCAGCAAUGGAGCCCACAAACCACAUACAAAGGUACAAAACUGAUGUGUUAAUACUGAAAUCCAUUUUAGAGUCUGCAGCUCACUGCUCAUUUCUAAGGACACUGUUGCACAUUGUAGACGCUUUUUUUAAUUUACUUAUAGGGAAUCUUGGCUUUAAUCACACUGAUUAAAAGUUUAGCUUAUGAUUUGUAAGAAAAUCUUCAUGUAAUUGCCUUUUCUUAAAAUAAACUUAAGAAAACAGAUGAACAAAUGAAGGAUUCUACCCAGAGAGAUUUUACAUUGGAAGAAACAAAGCUGAACAGCCACCUACUCACUGUAUAUGUUGCAAGCACUUCAACAGGAAUCCACGAUGAGUUGCAGUGUUUUGUCGGAGCAGCUGUACUGUUUAUUCAGAGCAUAAUCAACAUCUGAUUCUGGAGUCUGAGGUGAAGAAAACUAGUAAAACAUGACUGAAGCUAAAGGAGUCCUCCUGUCUGUUUUGUGCUGCACUGUGAGAGACUCGUGCUGUUCUUGUCCCCAAGACUGGUGUGUGUUUAUUUGUGAGCGUAAUUGUGUUGUGCCAUAAUAAAAGAGUCAUUUCUCUUAA